CUUUACUGAGUGAUGUGAUGUAAAGCAACGCAUUGAUGUGAUUUAGUAUAAAAUAUAUCAAUAAAUUAAUUAUUCAGAGUUUUUGAUGACAACAUUUCACUUUAAUUAAAUUUCAAGUACAACUAUUAGAGGCUCAAAAUUUGGGACUACGUUCAUCAUCACACCGAACAAUUGUUACAAGUGAACAAUCGACUUCUUUUCAACAAACAUUUCUCGAAUUUAAAGACAACUUUUUUGACAAAUUGGUGUGAUUAUCCAUUGUUUAUUAACGUCUGAUUUGCCUCUUUGAGCUGAAAUUUUAUUGCUGGAUGAAACUUUGGUUGAACUCUCUUCUCAAUGCGUGAUUUUAUAGCAUAAACGCAACGUAUCCAUCUCAAUUUAAUUUUGUGCUCUGAUGCUAAGUUACUAUUCUUUCCUGAUUGAAUGUUGAUUACUGACUGAACAGGAUGAUAAAGCUGGGAACCCCUGCUGGAGUUACUCAUCGGACUUGUACCGGUAUCAAUUUCUGUGAAACUUUGCAGCUAAAGCCAGAAGAUGGAAUCAGAUUAUCGGAAUGGGCUCCAACAUUAAAGACUAUUUCAAGAAAUGUUGAGCAUUUUCCAAAAUUGACUAUCGUCAUGAUGAUAUCGUUUUGAUACAAUGGAAAAUAAAAAGGUCCCAAGUGAAAGUAAAUGAUGAGUAACAAAAAGUGGAGUUGAGGAAAGGAGUUACAGAUGAACUUUCAAGAGAUACGCUGCCUACCAGGGAAAAAGAUAUCCAAUUUGAGCAUGAAUUUAAAUUGCAAGCCAUUUUCAAUUGCACCAUCUACAUUUGUUAUCAAGUAACAGCAAGUUGGAGAGUAUACCUAAUCAGAAGUUGAAAGGCUAUGCCAGGAGAAGAUAAAGUGAAUAACUUGAACUGGGGAGACACCAGGCAUUACCAUGAAGUUUCCUUGCUGAUCAACAGGAAAAAUGAAGCUUUCCAAAUGGUUUUCACUAGCUAUUGUUGGGAAAUCUCUGUCGAAUCUCAAAUGAAAAGAAUAAUUUAAAUUGUGGUACGAAGCAUGAGUAAAAAGAACUGAACUAAACUAAACAAGAGAAAAGACAGGGAAAAAUACAAGGGAUCCGGAGAGUGUGUAAGUGAGAAAGAAAAGAGUGAGGGGAAAAAAGAAGAGAUAGAUAGAGUAACUCAAGGUUCUCAGCCUGAAGGAUUUAGCGAAGUAAAACUGGUAAAUGGUUAAUCAGCUGAAUUCAAUACAUUUUUAACCUUACCGUCAAAAUUUUUUAAAAUUAAUAUCAUCACAAGAUUAAAUAUCUACCGAGUUUUAGCCUAUUUCUUUUAAGCCUAAUACAAUAUUAGUUAUACAACCUUUUUAUCAACCAGUAUUUUGUAUUUUUAUUUUCACUCUGUUCCCUACUAUUGCUUGUCUUUUUCUCUCUCUCUCUCUUUCUCUCUUUUUCUCGUUCUCUAUCUGUCUUCUUCUUUCUACACCAUAGUGUAGUGUGAUUGUUCCUCCAAUCAUCCCUUUUGAAUCUCUGGUAUUCACCUUUAAUCAUCUGCGAUCUUCAUUUUCAUCUUCAGUUUGUCUUUUUUCUGUUUGUUAAUUGAUUUUUGCUUCAUCCAGCGAAUAAACCAGCUUUACUCACUUUCUCUGAGUGUGUUCAUCUUCUCCACACAUUGUACACUCUUUCAUUUGUAUUUCACUCUCUUCUUCUUCUCAUUCUUCCUUAUCAUCAUCAUCAUCAACAACAACAGCUACAAAAAAAUCAACAUCAACAUUAAUAUCUAUCAGUAUAUCUUCCACUCUUGAUAUAUAAUUCACAUUUAACUCUCUGUCUCUUUAUACUCAUCGUUUAUUUUUUGCUCGGUUUGUGUACUUUUAAUCAAAAACAGCAAUCAAAAUGGGAAAUGAAGCGUCUUUACCAAUGGAAAUGUGCUCUACAUUUGACGCCGAUGAAAUCAAGAGGCUCGGUAAACGAUUUAAAAAACUCGAUUUGGAUAAUUCUGGAUCUCUUAGUGUAGAGGAGUUUAUGAUCCUGCCUGAAUUACAACAAAAUCCGUUGGUUCAGCGGGUUAUUGAUAUAUUUGAUACAGACGGGAAUGGAGAAGUAGACUUCAAAGAAUUCAUUCAAGGAGUCUCACAAUUUAGCGUUAAAGGUGAUAAAGAAUCGAAAUUAAGAUUUGCAUUCCGAAUUUAUGAUAUGGAUAAUGAUGGUUUCAUUUCUAACGGUGAAUUAUUUCAAGUACUUAAAAUGAUGGUUGGAAAUAAUCUGAAGGAUACCCAAUUACAACAAAUUGUGGACAAGACAAUUGUUUUUGCGGAUAAAGAUGAAGAUGGAAAAAUUUCAUUCGAAGAGUUCUGUGCGGUUGUAGGAAACACCGAUAUCCACAAAAAGAUGAUCGUGGAAGUUUGAUUUUCAUACUAAACAAGAAGCGGUACGGAAUCAUGCUCAUGCUUAUUUUGGACCUUGGUUUUAUUUCAACUCUCAAUUACAACCAACCAAAAACACAAACAAACAUUUAAUGAUCUGGAUGAUGUUACUUGCUCCUCUUGUUUUCUUUUCAUCCUUAAAUUCUCUUUCUUCGUUCUGUUUUUUCUGUUCUUCUCCGUCAAAGAUUGGAAAAGCUAAAACAAACACAAAAUCCAAAUAAACAUAAGCUAUGUAUUAUUUCGUGAGAUCGACAGUAUUCUUGCUUUGCUGCAUCUUUUAUGCCUCUCUGAUGCAACUGCCGAUAAUGAAGCCUUCGUUGGUUCCUAUGGACAUUUAAAUGUAUAUAUUUAUCAGCGAAGAAAAAAAUAAAAGAGUAUCAUUUUCUUGUG
Tetranychus urticae (two-spotted spider mite) is the source of this 2800-nucleotide messenger RNA. Its product is annotated as calcineurin subunit B type 2. Gene Ontology annotation, molecular function: calcium ion binding. Lineage: Eukaryota; Metazoa; Arthropoda; Arachnida; Trombidiformes; Tetranychidae. The record is from RefSeq and is a predicted model, not a curated record.